Chaetomium fimeti is the source of this 1160-nucleotide messenger RNA. RefSeq lists its product as uncharacterized. The transcript has a single exon. NCBI's taxonomy places the organism in Eukaryota, Fungi, Ascomycota, Sordariomycetes, Sordariales, Chaetomiaceae. The record is from RefSeq and is a predicted model, not a curated record. Bases 125 to 1033 code for a protein of 302 amino acids.
GCGAGAGGCUCAACGACGAGAGGAGGUGGGAGGGUGGGAGAGAGGAACGGUUUGCUGACCCUUGUUGGUUUAAAACACCCAAGCUGUGAAGUCUGCUCGGCCAAGAAGCGCGGGGGUGUUUUGUAUGGAUGGUUUGGUUUAUGCGGGAGAGCUUCCUCGAAACCUCAGGCAGGCAGGUAUUGUGCGCAGGACGGGCCGUUCCUUCCCUCCCAUGACGAUGGUGCCACUUUCGAAAUCCGAGGCCUUUUCCUGCUGUUUUCGGACGCGACCUUGUUUCAUUCUUUCCUGCUCCUGCAGACUCCAGCCUGUCUCGGUGCUUCCGUCCCGGAAGGGGCCUGUGGGGGGCUCCACAGACCCCCGAUGGGGCCCGAAUCUUCGUCCCAAAACGAGGGUCGCUUCCAUUUGCAGCUUCACCUCCUUCUCUUUCCCCAUCCCCCGUUUCCUCCUGUUGCAAUUACUCCACACAAGUCGCGCAGCAAGCACGCAACCGCGACGAUCGACGUCGCAUGUUGGGGGCUUCAACUGGCUCGAUGCUGCGUCUGCAUGCGCUGCGACGUUGUAUCUCAGCCUAUGGCCGACCUUGACGUGCUUGACUUGUUCCUCCAGGGCCAGCGCGGGGGACCCCCAGCCGCUUGUCGCACCCCGGAAGCCGUCCAACUCGAGCUGUCAUGCCCGCGCCCGGCAUACGGGACCGGGGGUUGCGGGCCAUGGACCGGGGCACCGUGACGACCCAAGCCUGGUACGGCAGGCGACGUCCAAUGAUGAGCGUCCAGGUCCCAAGCAAAUGCCAGUGAGUGUUGCACUCGGCCGAGGACAUGACGAACACGCACGGGCUGGUGCAUCGCGGCUCUGUUCUGCAGCAUGUGAGGGCUGCAUUGUGCAGGAGGCUGAUCGGCACGGCGGCACAUAUCGGGACGCCGACUCGACUCCCAACCAAAUCGUCAUGUCAGCGCAUCGAUUUCUGAGUCCCUUCGUGGACCUCGCCGGCCCGGUGCCGUGGGGGUCAUAUGACAACACAGCGCCUGCCCGUUAACCGCUCUGUUUAUCGGCAAAAGUGAGGAUGGAGACGAAGGGCUCAAAAUAGCACGCGCCUGCGAGGUUGACUGUUGCAAGAAUCCAUAUAUUGGCGCCCUUCCAUCCAGUAUCGUGGUUAAUAAUCU